AUGGAUGCUAUCCGUGAUAUAACCAAAGAAUAUUUUCGCACUGACCUGCCUGCUUUGCAAGUCGGUGACAAAGUAGAAAUUACUACUAAAAAUUUUAAUAAAAAUGAAAAAAGUUCAAAAGACGAGAAGCCAAAAUAUCGGUUGACCCAUUUUAAAGGCACU
Racocetra persica is the source of this 162-nucleotide messenger RNA. The record is from the annotation of a GenBank genome assembly. NCBI's taxonomy places the organism in Eukaryota, Fungi, Glomeromycota, Glomeromycetes, Diversisporales, Gigasporaceae.